Silurus meridionalis is the source of this 894-nucleotide messenger RNA. RefSeq lists its product as uncharacterized. The record is from RefSeq and is a predicted model, not a curated record. Lineage: Eukaryota; Metazoa; Chordata; Actinopteri; Siluriformes; Siluridae. The transcript is spliced from 5 exons. Gene Ontology annotation, biological process: response to bacterium. Bases 53 to 760 code for a protein of 235 amino acids.
UACUGAACACACAAGUUGAUUUCCUCACUAUCACUGUGUCUGAACAGGAACGAUGAUCUCACUCUUUGUGGCGCUUUACUCUCUGCUUUGUCUCUGCACAGCUGUAAAAACAUCUGACAUCAAGGAGCUUCACAUGAAAACAGUAAAGAGUGGAGAAGAUGUAAUUAUAGCGUGUGAUCUCAGUCUGAUCACAGACAAAAGUAAAGUAGUCUGGUACAAACAGAGUUUUGGAAAAAUGCCUCAGUUUUUUGCAAAAUAUUACGGGACAAAUAGCUACAGAUUGGCUGAUGGAUUUAAUGAUAAUCGCUUCAGUUUUGCUGUAAAUGAACAUGAGUUUAAUCUCAACAUUAAGAACCUGAGAAAAGAUGAUGGAGGAGAAUAUUUCUGUGGAGAAAUUGAGAAAACUACAAUAAAGUUCACAUCUGGAGCACUUCUGCAAUUUGAAGAUAAAGAGAUGAAACUCUGUCCUUCACCUGGACCAGAAAUCAAGACCACAGAUUCUGUUAUACACCAGAAUUCAACCAGCAGAGGAGAUGAUUCUUGGAUGAUUUACACAUUAACGACCUUCAGUAUAAUAUCUGUUAUUGUAAUCAUGGUUCUGGUUGGUGUUUUAUUUAAAAGUCAAAGAAAAGGUGCUUCAUCAAGAAACCCUGAAAUCAGCAGCAAUCAGGUAAUCCAGUCUUCUAUUCACUGUGAUUCUAUUCUGAUAAAGAAAUCCACAUCUGACCUACAAUCCACAAUGUACAGAGAAUUUUACUAAACCAUUUACUAAAUAUCAAUGGACUCAUUCUUUUUAGUCUUUAAUCCACUCUGGUGUAUAAACACCUCUUGUUCAAGAAUCAAGAAUCAAAGGUUGCUUUAUUGACAUUGCAAAUAUGGACAUUUGUGUUACUA